CAUGGCUGGAAUUCUAGAACAAUACUUAUGCGGUUUAGCUGGAAUUCUAGAAAAUACAUAUCUCGAUUUUUGUUGUUAUUUAAUAAUUUUAAAAUGCACAAACUUCGAGAGGGAUCAGCUACCAUGAUCAAUCAGAGGAUGUUUUUUUGCUGAUUAAAAAUUGUGGUCACUGUACUGCAACAAGAAGAAGAACAACAACCUUGCAGACCAUUCUGGGAAACAGCUAUGGAGGUGGCUUCGUUAACACAGAGGCCACUCAGUUGCAGAACAGUGUUUAAUAAGAGGGGCUACGUCAACCUCAAACCGUUUCUGGGGUUCUUUCCUCAUGGAAGAAUCACUCACUUUUCACAGUCUUGUUCGUGGCCGAAAGAGUGCCAUGGAGUUGGGGUUUCAUCUCAAAUUACUGCUAGUGCAGAUUUUUCAAGGAGGAGGCCAAAGAAAAUAUCAAGUGCAAGGCCUAAAACCCCUGCUGCUCCAGAGGGAGUCAUGCCAACAACGCCAGUAGGAACGAGCACUCAGAAGAGGGAUCAAAGAGAUAGUGAAGAGAAAGAGGUCUCAAUUGCUCCAACAUCCAGCGAGCAUGUUGCCAACAGGAGUACGCUUGAAAUGAGAGUUGAUGCUGAUGAAGAGGUGCCUCUUGAAGAUUCUCGAGAGGAUAGGGUGGAGGAAGAAAGAUUGGAUGAAAGUAUUGGGGAAGCCAAUGAAAUAUCAUCAGCAGAUAAAUCACCAGCUAUAGCGCUGAAAAAUCAAGUGGUGAAAAAUGGAAGUAUAUCUAGAGUUGAUGAGGAUAUGGCAGAGUUAGGGAAGACAGAAACAGGUUUAAAGAGUGAUUUUCAGAACAUUUCUGAUGGAAUGGCUUUGGAAGAAAGAGACUUGGAUGUUCCCAAGAGUGAUGUCACAAGAAAAGAUAAACAUGAAACUGAUGAAAAGAUCAAAGAAGCUUCUCUAAAAUUGAGGUUGCAGAUGGAAGAAAAUUUGCGGAAGGAGAAAAUUGAGAUGCUCGGCGAUGAAAACUUCUUAAAAGGGAAUAAACUCUUUGUUUUUCCGCCACUGGUGAAACCUAAUCAAGAUAUUGAAGUUUUCCUUAAUAGAAGCCUCUCCACUUUAAAUAAUGAGCCUGAUGUUCUGAUAAUGGGAGCCUUUAAUGACUGGAGAUGGAAAUCGUUUACUAUGAGGUUGAGCAAAACACAUCUUAAUGGGGAUUGGUGGUCUUGCCAAGUUCUUGUUCCCAAGGAAGCAUACAAGAUCGACUUUGUCUUUUUCAAUGGGCAAAAUGUCUAUGACAAUAAUAAUGAAAAGGAUUUCUGCAUAAUGGUGGAAGGUGGAAUGGAUGUGCAAGAAUUUGAAGAUUUCUUGCUUGAGGAAAAACGCAAGGAACUAGAGAAACUUGCGAAGGAGCAAGCUGAAAGGGAAAGAAGAGAAGAGGAACAGAGGCAAAUAGCAGCAGAGAAAGCUGCAAGGGAAGCUGAUAGAGCACAAGCAAGGAAUAAGACUGUUAGGAUGCGGGAAGUUUUGAAAGAAUUGAUGAAGAAGGCUACAAGGUCUAUUGAUAAUGUUUGGUACAUAGAGCCUAGUGGGUUUAAAGGUGAUGAUCUGGUAAGGUUAUAUUAUAAUAAAAGCUCUGGCCCUCUUGCUCGCUCAAAGGAACUUUGGAUUCAUGGGGGGCAUAACAAUUGGAAGGGCGGAUUGUCCAUUGUUGAAAUGCUUAUCAACUCUGAAGAAAAGGAUGGCGACUGGUGGUAUGCUGAUGUUGUUGUACCUGAGCGAGCACUUGUCUUAGAUUGGGUUUUUGCUGAUGGGCCACCUCAGAAUGCCAUUGUGUAUGAUAACAACAACCGCCAAGAUUUCCAUGCUAUUGUUCCAAAACGCAUUCCCGAAGAACUGUAUUGGGCUGAGGAAGAACACCAGAUAUUUAGGAAACUCCAGGAGGAGAGAAGGUUAAGAGAAGAGGCUGUACGUGCCAAGACUGAAAGAACUGCACUUAUGAAAGCCGAAACAAAGGAAAGAACUUUGAAAAGAUUUUUGUUGUCCCAAAAGCACAUUGUCUACACUGAGCCUCUUGAUGUUCAAGCAGGAAGCGCUGCUACAGUUUUCUAUAAUCCUGCAAACACAGUUCUGAAUGGUAAAUCAGAAGUUUGGUAGGGUUCCUUUAACCGUUGGACCCACCGCAAGGGUCCAUUGCCACCACAAAGAAUGUUGCCUGCAGAUAAUGGUACUCAUAUAAAAACCACAGUCAACGUUCCACUGGAUGCAUACGUGAUGGACUUCGUAUUCUCUGAAAAGAAAGAAGGUGGAAUUUUUGACAACAAGAAUGGCAUGGAUUACCACAUACCCGUGUUUAAGGGAAUUGCCAAGGAGCCACCAAUGCACAUAGUUCAUAUUUCUGUUGAAAUGGCCCCCGUUGCAAAGGUUGGAGGUCUUGGUGAUGUUGUCACUAGUCUAUCUCGUGCUGUUCAGGAUUUGAACCACACUGUGGACAUCAUUCUUCCAAAGUAUGACUGUUUGAACCUUAGCAAUGUGAAGAACUUUCAGUAUCGCAGAAGUUAUUCCUGGGGUGGGACUGAAAUUAAAGUAUGGUUUGGGAAUGUGGAAGGCCUUUCCGUCUACUUUUUGGAGCCCCUAAAUGGAUUUUUUGGGGCAGGUUGCAUAUAUGGCUGUAGGAAUGAUGCAGAGAGGUUUGGUUUCUUCUGCCAUUCUGCUCUUGAAUUUCUACUCCAAAGCGGAUUUCAUCUCGAUAUAAUCCACUGCCAUGACUGGUCGAGUGCACCAGUUACGUGGUUGUUCAAGGACCAUUAUGUGCAUUAUGGUCUCAGUAAAGCUCGAGUUGUCUUCACAAUCCACAACCUUGAGUUUGGGGCUGGCCUCAUUGGGAAAGCCAUGGCAUACACCGACAAGGCCACAACUGUAUCCCACACUUACUCAAAGGAGGUUGCUGGAAACCCCACAGUUGCUCCUCAUCUCUACAAGUUCCAUGGUAUAUUAAAUGGAAUAGACCCUGAUAUAUGGGAUCCAUAUAAUGAUAAAUUCAUUCCUAUAUCAUACACAUCAGAAAAUGUUAUUGAAGGCAAACGAGCUGCCAAGGAAGCCUUGCAAGAAAGGCUUGGUUUGAAAAAAACUGAUCUCCCGUUAGUAGGAGUUAUAACUCGCUUAACACAUCAGAAAGGAAUUCAUCUCAUUAAGCAUGCCAUCUGGCGAACCUUAGAUCGCAAUGGACAGGUUGUAUUGCUUGGUUCAGCCCCGGAUCCUCGUAUUCAGAAUGAUUUUGUAAAUUUGGCGAAUCAACUGCACUCUGCCCAUUGUGGCCGUGCUCGCCUUUGCUUAACAUAUGACGAGCCUCUCUCCCAUUUGAUAUAUGCCGGUGCUGAUUUCAUUCUAGUCCCUUCAAUUUUUGAGCCAUGCGGACUGACCCAGCUCAUAGCAAUGAGAUAUGGUUCAAUAGCAGUUGUUCGAAAAACUGGAGGACUUCAUGACACUGUAUUUGAUGUUGACCAUGAUACUGAGAGAGCACAAGCACAAGGUCUUGAAACAAAUGGAUUCAAUUUUGAUGGAGCUGAUGCUGCUGGUGUUGAUUAUGCUCUCAAUAGGGCAAUCUCUGCUUGGUACAAUAGUCGGGAUUGGUUUAACUCAUUGUGCAAGAGAGUGAUGGAGCAAGACUGGUCUUGGAACCGGCCUGCUCUCGAGUACAUGGAGCUUUACCAUGCAGCACGCAAGUGAAACAAGAAAUUGAUUAGUCAUGGAGAGAGUGAUGCAAUUCAAUGUUCUUUCACGUUUUUGUACAGGUUUCCAUUAGAAGGUUUAUCUACUUCCACAUAAUUCAUCAUAGUCAGAAUAAUGCAAGGUGAAGCGAUGUAGAGUUAAAAAUGGUUCAUCCAUUCUUGGCGCAGAUACAACAAUAGAUUAGCUUCAUCCACCUUUGUACCGAACAGUAAUUUCUUGAUCAUUAUCAGUUCAUGCC
Molecule: messenger RNA, 3955 nt
Organism: Juglans microcarpa x Juglans regia
Lineage: Eukaryota; Viridiplantae; Streptophyta; Magnoliopsida; Fagales; Juglandaceae
Product: starch synthase 3, chloroplastic/amyloplastic-like
Molecular function (GO): alpha-1,4-glucan glucosyltransferase (UDP-glucose donor) activity; starch binding
Source: RefSeq, a predicted model, not a curated record